ACCUACAAAAUAAUAUUGCUCGUGCACGUAUUUAUUUCAAUAUUUAAACAAAAUUAAUUUUUCAACUAUUAAUAAUAUUAGUAAUUUAUACUACACUUGUAAUUUAUUUUCAUAAAUACUGUAAAUUACAGUAAUUUUUUUUUUUUUUAAGAGAAUAGUAACAAACACUUUGUGAUUUAUCUAAAAGUGCGCGAUAACGCCUAAUCAUCAGAAGCGGCAAAAUAUCAUAUAUGAAAACAAAUGUUUAUAAACAUAUUUAAAUGUAUUAAAGUUUAUUUUUGAAAUUUCCCAAAAAUGAAAUUGUAUUGUCUAAAUAGUGAACCAACAAAACCAUGUCUCGUUCUAAGUUUCAAGGGAAUAACACUAAUGUUAGAUUGUGGAUUAAAUAUGCAAUCGGUGUUAAAUUUUAUGCCAAUGCCUUUGGUACCCAGUGCAAGAUUUGAUUCCUUACCAAAUUGGUUACCACGUGAUAAUCAACAAGAUUGGCAAAUUGAAGGGGAAUUAAAAGAAUGCUGUGGUCGAUUAUUUGUUGAUUCAACGCCAGAAUUUUGUCCGCCGUUGGAGAAAAUAAUUGAUUUUUCAGAAAUUGAUGCAAUUUUAAUUUCCAAUUAUACAUGUAUGUUGGCAUUACCAUUUGUCACUGAAGGUACAGGAUUUAAGGGCGUGAUUUAUGCCACUGAACCAACAUUACAGAUAGGAAGAUUUUUUAUGGAAGAAUUAGUUGAAUAUAUUGAACAAACACCACGUGCUGCAUUAGCAAAACAUUGGAAAGAAAUGAUUCAUAUUUUACCACCACCAUUGGCUGAUGCACUUAAACCAAAAUCAUGGAAACAUAUUUAUUCAAUACAGGCUGUGAAUUCUGCAUUAUCAAAUAUACAAUUAGUUGGAUACGAUCAAAAAUUAGAUAUUUAUGGUGCAUUGACAGUAACUCCCAUAAGUUCGGGAUAUUGUUUAGGAAGUAGUAAUUGGUUAAUUUCGUGUGAUCAUGAGAAAGUGGCAUUUGUCAGUGGAUCAUCGACAUUAACGACACAUCCACGUCCUAUGGAUCAGACAACAUUAAAACAUGCGAAUAUGUUAAUUUUAACUGGUUUAACACAAACGCCUACUGCUAAUCCAGAUACAAUGUUGGGCGAAUUAUGCAUGAAUGUUGCAAUGACAUUAAGAAGUGGAGGUUGUGUUUUAAUUCCUUGUUAUCCUUCGGGAGUCGUUUAUGAUUUAUUUGAAUGUCUGAGUACGCAUCUCGAUAAAAAUGGACUCACACAAGUGCCUCUAUUUUUUAUAUCUCCAGUGGCUGAAAGUUCGUUAGCUUAUUCUAAUAUUUUAGCUGAAUGGCUCUCGACAAGUAAACAAAAUAAAGUUUAUCUUCCCGAAGAACCAUUUCCACAUGCAUUUCUUGUGAAAAAUGCAAGAUUGAAACAUUAUACAUCAGCCUAUGCUGAAGGUUUCAGUUCCGAUUAUAGGCAACCUUGUGUUGUAUUUUGUGGACAUCCAAGUUUAAGAUACGGAGAUGCUGUACAUUUUGUCCAACUUUGGGGCAACAAUCCACAGCAUACGAUUAUUUUUACAGAACCUGACUUUCCGUAUUUGGAUGCAUUGGCGCCAUUUCAACCACUUGCAAUGAAAGCCGUUCACUGUCCAAUUGAUACAUCAUUGAAUUUUUCACAAGCCAAUAAAUUAAUAAGAGACUUGAAACCGGAAAAUCUUGUUGUACCCGAAUGUUAUACACAAGCACCAAUUUCUGCUCCAUUGAGAACUGAUCUUAUAAUUGAACCAGUAGGCGAAAAGCCGCUAAUUACUUUUAAACGUGGCGAAGUUGUUAAAUUGCCAUUAAAACGAAAGAAAGGUCGAAUUUUCAUAGAACCUGAUUUAGCCGGACAUAUUAUUCCAAGUGAAAUUCGUCCUGGUUUGAGUCUCUCUUCAGUCACUGGUGAAUUGGAAGUCAAGGAUAAUGUUUACACUAUUAAGAAUAUUGAAGACAGACCAAGUGGAAAGCGAAGAAAUCCUUCAGUUGUGCCUGUUCCAAUAAAAGAAAUGGUUUUCAAAGCGAAAAAACAGGAAUACGGAAACAUUGAUCCCCAAGAAUUACUUCACAAAUUAAUUCAAGAGGGUAUUCAGGGUGCAAAAUUACAACACAAUCAAACUUCUACAAGCAUUCAUUUGCAAGAUGAAGACACAUUAAUUCAAAUUGGUGACAAUUCAACUCACAUAUUUUGUAAUGGUGAUCAAAAAUUAAGAAGACGAUUGAGAGGUAUAAUUAUGCAGUGCCUGAAAAGAUAUUGAACCAAACGGUGUAUAUUAUAUAUAUAUAUACAAAUAUAUAAAAGGGUAAGACUGAAUAAUUAAAACAUUUUGUAAAUA
Messenger RNA from Leptopilina boulardi, 2358 nucleotides. It is a transcript of the gene IntS9, whose product is annotated as integrator complex subunit 9. Gene Ontology annotation, cellular component: integrator complex. Lineage: Eukaryota; Metazoa; Arthropoda; Insecta; Hymenoptera; Figitidae. Gene Ontology annotation, biological process: snRNA processing. Bases 295 to 2280 code for a protein of 661 amino acids. The transcript is spliced from 10 exons. The record is from RefSeq and is a predicted model, not a curated record.